AUGGUGUCCACCGUCUACGUCCCCGUCACACACCCCCAGCCCUGCCAGCAGUCCUCAGAGUCGAUACGCAAUCGCAUCGAGAUCGUGGCAGAGGACAUACCCGAACUCGAGCGUUUCUACAACAUCAUGACCUCACCCCAGAGAGCAGCCAGGCUGCGAGUCUACUACGACGAGCAGCUCACGGACUUGACCCGCGUGGCCUUCGACUCGCUCGAUCAACAGGGUAAAGUCGACUAUCUCCUGCUGAAGAACUACCUCGAGCGGCGGAGGCGACAGCUCGAUCUCGAGGUCGCCCGGGACCAGAAGACGGAGCCGUUGCUGGGGCCGUUUGCGUCCACUAUCACGGCGCUCUGCGAAGAUCGCCAGAAGGCACGGCCGCUGGACGCGAAGAAGGCAGCGCAGGAUGUCCACGACGUCCAGAACGCAAUCCAGACACUCAAAGCCCAGGUGCAGAACUCCCAGAUCACCAUGGACAAAUUCAGCGCGUUUCGCGCGGCCAACACCGUCGACGAGCUCCGCGCCCGCCUCGCUGAAUGGUAUGACUUCUACAAAGGCUACGACCCCCUGUUCUCCUGGUGGGUGGCCCAGCCCUACGCUGCCGCUGACCAGCAGCUGGGCGAGUACGCGGCGCUGAUCCGUGAGAAGCUGGUCGGCAUCAAGCCCGGCGAGCAGGACGACGCCAUCGUCGGCCAGCCCAUCGGCCGCGACGGCCUGCUGGUCGAGCUGGAGGCAGAAAAGAUCGCCUACACCCCCGAGGAACUGCUCUGGAUCGGCGAGCAGGAGUACGCGUGGUGCGAGGCGGAGAUGAAGAAGGUAUCCCGUGAGAUGGGCUUCGGGGACAACUGGCGUGCAGCCCUGGCGGUGGUCAGGGAGGACUACGUCGAGCCCGGGCAGCAGACGCAGCUGGUGCGCGACCUCGCCCUCGAGGCCAUCGAGUACGUGCAGAAACACGAUCUGGUGACGGUGCCGCCGCUCGCGGCCGAGGCAUGGCGGAUGUUCAUGAUGGCGCCGGAACGACAGAAGGUCAACCCGUUCUUCCUGGGCGGGCAGUCGAUCAUCGUGUCCUAUCCGACCGACACGAUGGACCACGAGGCCAAGCUGAUGAGCAUGCGCGGCAACAACAUCCACUACGCGCGCGCCACCGUCUUCCACGAGCUGAUCCCGGGCCACCACCUGCAGCUGUUCAUCAACGCGCGACACCGGCUGUACCGGCGGCUGUUCGGGACGCCGUUCUCGGUCGAGGGCUGGGCGCUGUACUGGGAGAUGGUGCUCUGGGACGACGAGCGGUUCCCCAAGACGCCGUCCAACCGCGUGGGGAUGCUGUUCUGGCGCAUGCACCGGUGCGCGCGCAUCCUCUUCUCCAUCAAGUUCCACCUGGGCCAGCUGAGUCCGGAGGAGUGCAUCGAUCUGCUGGUCGACAUGGUCGGGCACGAGCGCGCCACGGCCGAGGGAGAGGUGCGCCGUUCGCUGAAUGGGGACUACUCGCCGCUCUACCAGGCGGGCUACAUGCUGGGCGCGCUGCAGCUGUAUUCCCUGCGCCAGGAGCUGGUCGUCACUGGCCGCAUGGCGGAAAAGGAGUUCCACGACCGGAUCCUGCGCAACAACCAGAUGCCUAUCGAGUUUGUGCGGGCGCUGCUGAUUGAUCUGCCGCUGAGUGCUGACUAUCGCGCGUCGUGGAGGUUCUAUGGAGAUCCUUCGAGGUAG
Molecule: messenger RNA, 1704 nt
Organism: Rasamsonia emersonii CBS 393.64
Lineage: Eukaryota; Fungi; Ascomycota; Eurotiomycetes; Eurotiales; Trichocomaceae
Product: Xaa-Pro dipeptidyl-peptidase
Exons: 1
Coding region: 1-1704 (567 amino acids)
Source: RefSeq, a predicted model, not a curated record